Molecule: messenger RNA, 4350 nt
Organism: Acipenser ruthenus (sterlet)
Lineage: Eukaryota; Metazoa; Chordata; Actinopteri; Acipenseriformes; Acipenseridae
Gene: fastk
Product: Fas-activated serine/threonine kinase
Exons: 10
Coding region: 806-3355 (849 amino acids)
Biological process (GO): regulation of mitochondrial mRNA stability; mitochondrial RNA processing
Cellular component (GO): mitochondrial matrix; ribonucleoprotein granule
Molecular function (GO): RNA binding
Source: RefSeq, a predicted model, not a curated record
CUGAUUGGUUCGUAGGCGCAAAGGGGUGGGUGGAGUCGGUGGCCGCAGGUUACCGGGAAAAUGGCGGAGAAAGGGGCAGCGGCUGAGGAUUGAGAACGGGGGAGGGGAAAAACCGAUACUGAUAUCGGGGGUAAUGAGGGCACAAAAUAAACCGGUAGACGAUUUUUGUAAGAUGUUCAUUGCAAACGUUUUCUACUAAAAACUAUUUUGGUAUCGGUUAAGAAAAUAAAACAUCAAAACAAUACGGAUCUUCCCUGGCAACACAUUCUGCUUGGAUACAUACGGAUUUGUUUUUAUUUUUUACAAUUUAUAAUCAGUUUCUGAAUCCAGAGGUUUAGCAGAAAUUACUUUUUAUAGUUAUUACAUGUUGGAUGUGUAUUUUCACCAGAGGCGAAUAUUUAGCUUUCUGACUUUUUUUUUAAAUAAGUCCAUAGAAAUAGAAAAGCUGGGAUCAUAAAGGGAUCAUAAUUUCUUUUCUUUUUUUAUCCAGAAGAAAGAGGAUUUUAAAAAUUAUUAAAGUUUUUAUUUUUUUGUGGCGUGUGUUCUGUAUUGGAAAAUGGACUGAAGAAAGCUUACUAUAUUAGUACCUACUCACUCAGUCACCGUUCAGACAAACAUGUUUAGUGUGCUGUCCUCAACCCCUUCCGGUUACCUCUCUAUACCAUGCUCCGACUACCCUGUUGGCUUGGCCCCCUAACACGCGGGACAGCCAGCUUUCGCUUCGCAGAGGGACUGCACACAGCCAGGCAGCAGCACCAACACAUUCCCUCUGGUUGUGGCCACCGGCGCCCUCACCCACCCCGCAAUGAUGUAUGCCACUCGCUUCUACAGCAGUGGUGGCGGUAAGCCAGGCAGGAGGGCUGGCGUUGGGGGAGGAGGGCUUCCAGUGCUAGACAACCACCACCUCCCUCAGUCUCACCCUCACCCACAAAACUACCAGCCUCAUGUCUACCAGGGGAGGCCAGACGGGCACCGCAGCCAUUACCACCACCACGGUAAGAAGAAGACCUGGAAUUUCAUCCACGAGAAGAUGAGCUAUGACACCUUCUUCACCAUGAAGCGCCUGAUAGACCGCUCACGCACUGUGGAUGAAGUCCUGCGCUGGGUCACCCAAAACCCGGGAAAGAUUUCCUACAACCACUACCCCAUCGCCCUGCAGAAGAUUGGGCAGCUCCUGCAGCAGCAGGGGGGAGGAGGUGGAGGGGUGAGUGGCCCAGCAAUGGGAGCUGCUGGGGGAGAGAGCCACUAUCGGCAGAUCUCAGAGCAGCAGGACUUCCAGACGCUGUGUGACGCUAUUGUCAGUGACUGUGCCAAGUUCGACAACUUCAGCAUCGUCAAUUGCCUCUACGCUGUAGCAGCUCUGGGUCUGCCCAGUGACUCCCAGAUCGUGCAGGUGCUGGAGGAAGAGUCUCGCAGUCGCCUCUCCCACUUCAACCAGAAGGACAUCUCCAUGGUGUUCAGCAGCAGCAUGAAGCUGCACCCGUCCAGCCAGCACCCGCUGAUCGAGUCCUGCCUGUUGGGGCUGGAGAAGAACAUCGAGCGGGAGCGCCACCCCCAGACGCUCUUCCUGCUGCUCUCCUAUUACCGCCUCAAGUGGCGUGCCCUGCAGGCUGAUGGAUACACGCCAGAGCAGCUCCUGGCCAACCGCAAGAUCCUACGCUUGGUCAAGCACACGCUGGCCAGCGUCAGCAACGUGCGUGACCACGAGAUGGCGCUGCUCGACGAGAUGCUGUCUGCCUGCACCCGCGAGGCCAGCAACAAGUCAUUGGAGAUCAUCUUCAGCUCCCAGCUGUUCUACGAGAACCGCCAAGAGAAGUUCAUCAGCAGCCUCGCUGAGGAGCUUCCUAAGAAGGUAGACAGCAUCACUCCCUAUACGAUGGCUCUCAUUGCAAAAUACAUCGCCAGACACCGACUGCGGGAAACCAAACUGCUGGACACCAUUGCAGAGUUUGUGGUCAAAAAGGGGGAAUAUCUCGACAGCAAGGUCAUCCAGAAGCUGGUGUUCCCGUUCAGCAGAAUGAGUUACCGGCCUUCCAGCGAGGCACAGUUCUUCGAGAAGCUGGAGUCUGUGUUGGAGCAAAAAGCCAUGAAUUCCCCACUCGCCACUGUCAACAUCAUCAUGUCUUUGUUCCAGCUGGGCCACUUCCCCAGGCUCAUCCUGCACCGCGUCUUCUCCAGCACCUUCAUCAGCAACGUCACCAACAGCCCGUACGCUCUCAUUGUGCGCCGCUACCUGUCUCUGCUGGACGCCGCAGUGGAGCUGGAGUACAGUGACUACACAGGGCCGAGGCUGGAGGAGGGGCACAAGGUGCUCAUGUUUGACCACGCAUUGACCGCCGACGAGGUCAACCGCAAGUACAGCUAUAAGGGUCUGGUUGCAGAGGCUCUGAGACAGCUGGUUGGGGAGCAGUCUUACAAGCAGGAUGAGGUGCUGGCUCCUGGAUAUUACACAGAUUUCUUGCUGUGGAUCAACAGCUCUGGUAGGGUGCUGCAGAUCAAAGGGAACAGUGGAGCCGUCUCAGGAGCCACACCGACAGGCCUUUCACUGGGGUCAGGGACCCCCAUACCUCCGGAUCCCCAAUCUGCAGUGUCUGUCCUGACCUCGGACUUCCACAAAUUCUCCCCCUUUUCCUCCCCCCUGGAGGACGGGCAUGAGAAGUGCAGUGGGGAGGACCUGGUUCCUGAGGUAGCCUUCCUGUCACACCACAUGCGCCCCCCUCCUCCAGGGGGCACCUUGGGGCAGCGGGGAGGAGCAGAAUACAGCACCUACUACCAACCGCCCACCGAUUACUACAGCAGCCUGGCCAAGGAGCAGUCUCUGGAGAGCCAGGACAGCUCCACCCUCAGCAGCCCAUCGGACUGCUUGGCACAGGCUGGGGGAGGCGUUGGGGGGCCGGCAGAGUGCUCCUCCACAUCCCUCUUCCAGUUCCCUAUCAGGAAGAUCCUGGAAGAGGAGGUGGUAGCCGGGCAGGAGCAAGAGCUGCCCAGCUUCUACGAGAGCGUGCCAUACCCCGAUGGAGGCCAAGGGGUUGCAGCAGAGAAGGGGGGCAUGGAGAUACUGAGCCCUGCCUCCCCUCUACAGCUCCACAACCCGGGGGUUAGGCAAGCAGACAAGGAGCGCAGGGCCGUGGAGCACCGGGACGAGAUCAGGAGGGUGGUGAUGUCAGUGAAUGAUAAGUGGCACUACUGCCACAACUCUGAUGUGCUGGUGGGCUCUCGAGCCAUGCGGGACAGACACCUUCAACUACUGGGCUACGUCCUUCUCCAGUUACCAUACCACGAGCUGGAGAAGCUGAAUGGGAUCGAGGAGGUGAAGCAGUACUUGCACAAGAAACUCCUGGAGGUGCCCUUAUGACACACACAGGGCUGAGUGUAGCGAGAAUCCUGCUGCUCACCUCAGUACUACUAUAGUGAUCUGAGAGACUGCUGGGCACAGGGAACCAAUGGGUAUCAGAUAUCUGAGCAUGGGGGAGGGGAAGAACAGGAAUUUCUUUUCCUUGUGUGGUGCAGGGUCAGAGGGAGAUUGUGGUAGCUCACUGUUUUUUUUUUUUUUAAUAUUCUGUACCUAUCGUCGCAUGAAGGUUGCUACAACCGUUUCGGGGUGGGGGUGGGGGGGAGUGUCUUUUACAACUGUCAUUGGUGGAGUGGUUUAGGUUUAUUUACAAGGUAAUGACUGUUAAAUUAAUAUCUCAAUAAUAAAAAAUGACUAUGUGGGAGAGGGAUAGGGUGGAAUAAUGGUGGAUUUCUUAACAUAACUUGGUGUGACUGCAUGGGAGGCAGUGCGGUCGUGAACAUGUAAGAUAAUUUCAUAUUAUAGUGAUAAUAAUAAUGAAUGGCUUCAGGAGAACCAGCGGUCAAAGUGACGCACCCAGCUGUGGAUAAUGGGAUUGUAUAAAACUUUAACAAAAAUGUUGUUUCCUUUUUUUUUUCGCACCCUUUCAAGUUUAUUAUUGAAACCUUAUUUUUCUUAGUACUCCCAACUUUUUAUUACAUAAACCUCGUUCACAGUGAUAUUCGCUGCUUGCUGUGUGCGUUAGCUUUGCACUGUAGAUGAAGUUUCCUAUUUAGUUACUUGUAAACUUGUGGAGGAAGGAAUAAUUUAAUAUUGCGUGUGGGGGGAGGUCAACAAGGAGGUUGGUGGGUGGAGGUGUUUGUUUAUAUAUAUAUAUAUAUAUAUAUAUAUAUCUAUAGGCUGUUCUACUUGAUCGUUUGAAGGAGCAGUUAGGACCCCAGACCGAACUCGAAUCUUGUUGAACUGUUCAGUGUGUAUUGAAUUGCAUGGUGAAGUGCUAGUCCCAUUCAGGGUAUGGAGGUAUGCGUUCUAAAUAAAUCCCAGUUUUACAUUUGCAA